UUGCAGAUUGCCAGCGAUUUUCUCAAAGAAGAAAGGUUGUAUCUGCGGGAGCUGAAUCAAGUUAAUGUAUUCAGACGGAGACUGGAAGCUGUCUUGCAGGAUGAAGAUAAGAUCUACCUGCGACUUUUGUUUGGCAAUCUAUCCGAAAUCCACGAACUUACUAUGAAGAUGGAAAGGACUCUAGAAGAUUCUAUCGAAAUGAGCGAUUCGCCCUGUGUUGGCAUGGGAUUAUGGGAGCUAGCUGAGGCUUACGAGUUCGAUGGGUUGGGUGAUGAUCGAUCCUAUACCGUAUCCCUGGAUGGACCAACUUUCCGAUUAGCUCUCAAAUACGUCUUGCCCACGCUACUUCAUGCACCUUUAAUACAUUUUUUCCGAUAUUUAGAAUAUGUAAAUUGUCACUCAUAUUACAACUCUCCAUGCGUCUAUAUCGUUACAUCAUUACAGAAGCUCCUGAGAUAUACGCAGAAUGAGGACGACAGAGCAGAGUUACAGAAUUCAAAAUUAUAUCUAACAACAGUUGGCAAUCAAUUGGAGCAGAUGUUCGAUCAUACGGAUUUAAAAAUGAUCAAAAACCGGAGCUCUUCAACCGCUAUGACUCCCGAAUUUCGCAACUCAGUCGGAUCCAGGAGAUACAGAAAAGUAUAG
Messenger RNA from Cylicostephanus goldi, 645 nucleotides. Lineage: Eukaryota; Metazoa; Nematoda; Chromadorea; Rhabditida; Strongylidae. The record is from the annotation of a GenBank genome assembly.